AUGUCACAACAGGAGACCAGAGCAGCCUACCUGGCCUGGACGAGAACCCUCCUCGUUGACAGAGGUGGACAAAGAUUCGCGCGGGAGAUGAAGGGGAGGGAGAAAAUCAGAGAAUUACGGCUGUUGUUGAUGGUCACUAUUCGACCUGAUUGGAAGACCGACGCGGUGAACGCUCUGUCGAUAGCAGGAACAGCUCAAACUUCCCAAAAAUUGAGCGGGCCGGUGUCGUUUUAG
Kwoniella shivajii is the source of this 234-nucleotide messenger RNA. RefSeq lists its product as uncharacterized. Bases 1 to 234 code for a protein of 77 amino acids. The record is from RefSeq and is a predicted model, not a curated record. Lineage: Eukaryota; Fungi; Basidiomycota; Tremellomycetes; Tremellales; Cryptococcaceae. The transcript is spliced from 3 exons.